Messenger RNA from Micromonas pusilla CCMP1545, 852 nucleotides. RefSeq lists its product as uncharacterized. Gene Ontology annotation, biological process: late endosome to vacuole transport via multivesicular body sorting pathway. NCBI's taxonomy places the organism in Eukaryota, Viridiplantae, Chlorophyta, Mamiellophyceae, Mamiellales, Mamiellaceae. The coding region runs from base 13 to 780 and encodes 255 amino acids. The record is from RefSeq and is a predicted model, not a curated record. Gene Ontology annotation, cellular component: multivesicular body. The transcript has 3 exons.
CCGACGCGCGCGAUGGGCGAGCAAGCGAAGCCGCUGCUGCCGUUCCUCCAGCGCGGUGACGAAUUGCAGCGCGCGGACCCCAAGGUGGCGUACUACUGCCGCAUGUUCGCGUGCGAGGAGGGCAUGAGGACGUCUGAUAAGACUCCGGAGAUGCGCGAGCUCCUGUCGCUCCUCGUGCUGCAGCUCGAGAAGACGAAACCUUCCGCGGGGCUCCAGGGCGCGGAGGAGGACGAGGCGUACGUCGAGAACUUCGCGCUGCGUCUGUUCGCGAAGGCGGACAAGCUCGACCGCGGGGGGCGACGCGACGCGAAGACGGCGAAGCUGUUUUACGUCGCGUCGAUCGUGAUCGAGACGCUGAGGCAGUUCGACGUGAGCAACGGCGCGAAGCACGAGCUCAGCGACGAGAUGGCGGGGAAGCAGCGAUACGCGGCGUGGCGCGCGGGGGAGCUCGCGAAGGCGAACCGAGAGGGGAGGACCGCGGCGCCGCCGCCGGAAGAGGGGGAGGACGAGAGCGCGAGCGCCGCGAGGACGACGGGCGGCGGCGGCACAGCCGGCGGCGGCGGCGGUACAGCUGGCGGCGGCGGAGAGGAAGCGACGACGACGACGACGACGACGCAGGCGUUCGCGGACGGCGUCUCCGCCGCGCACGUCGCGGACGCGCAGAAGCACGCCAAGUACGCGGUCAGCGCGCUCGGGUUCGAGGACGUCCCGACCGCGAUCGAUAACUUGAACAAAGCGCUCGCGCUGCUCACGGGCGUGCGAGGGUUGCGAGAGCCGUGACGACGAAGCGUUUGGGAUUCGAGGAGAUCGAAUGAGUAGUUUUCGUUGUAGUACACGCGCGCGAUAGCCAGC